UCUGCAUAACGACACGGUAGUCGUUGCUUUACAUGUUGUCACAAUAGCGUACGGGGCCGAAAUCUUGACUAUAAAAACAGAUGUGCUGCCAUUAGCCUUGCUCACCCAAAAACUGGUAACCAAAAAAAUUGGCUACAAAUCAUGGGUGCAUCACUGUAUCUUUGCAGGUUCGCGCUCUCAUGUUGUUUUCAUCUCUUUAUAUUCACAAACUCUUUCUCUUCCGCGCAGCCAUUAUGCCACGAAGAUGAGAGCUUGGCCUUGCUGCAGUUCAAGCGUAGCUUUUUCGUUGACAGUUAUGCUUCCAGCGACCCGAAUGCUUAUCCGAAAGUUGAAUCAUGGAAGCUGAAUGGAAAUGUUAGCGAUUGUUGCUCGUGGGAUGGAGUGGAGUGCGACCAUGACGCGGGUCAUGUGAUUGGCCUCGACCUGAGUAGCAGCUUUCUCUAUGGUUCCAUCAAUUCCAACAGUAGCCUCUUUAGCCUCGUCUACCUUCGGAGGCUAAACCUUGCCGAUAACGAUUUCAACUUCUCUCAAAUCCCACCUGGAAUCGGUCAUCUUUCGAAGCUAAGGAGUCUCAAUCUCUCUCAGUCUUUAUUUCAUGGUCAAAUUCCUUUAGAAAUCUCAAAACUCUCACUGUUGACUUCCCUUGAUUUGACCACUUAUGAUAUAUUUUAUACCAGAUUCCUGAGACUUCAAAAUCCCAAUUUAGAGAACUUGGUUAAAAAUUUAACCAAGUUGGACGAACUACGUCUCACGGGGGUGUACAUGGGAACCACAGUGCCUGAUAUGUUGCAGAACAUGACUUCACUAACAGCUCUUUCCAUAUCCUGGUGUGGGCUGGUUGGUGAAUUCCCUAGAGGCAUUUUCAAUCUACCAAACCUAAGAGUUCUUGCGGCCGCAAUGAACAAACUCAAUGGCACUCUGCCUGAAUUCCAUAGCGGUAGUCGCCUUGAGGUGCUCAUAUUUGGCCUCACGAGCUUUCGUGGAAAUAUACCAGAUUCCAUUGGUAGGCUUCAAUCCUUACGACACUUGGAUUUGAGUCUAAGCAAUUACUCCGGACCACUUCCCCCUUCACUUGGUAAUCUAACUCGCCUCACUAACCUGGAACUCAGAAUGAACAAGUUCAGUGGCCAAGUUCCUUCAUCAUUGGCAAACCUUUCCCAACUUACUCGGUUGGGUCUUGGCGAUAACAAUUUCGAUGCAGGAACGCUGCCUUUGCUCCCAGGGAAGCUUCAGAAACUCACCUCCUUGUUUUUCUCCGAUAUGAAUUUAGUUGGUGAGAUCCCAGUGUCACUUGCAAAUCUGACCCAACUCUCUUAUUUGGUCCUCGGGGGAAACAAAAUAGUCGGUAAAAUCCCUUCCUUUCUCAUGAACCUCACCCAAUUAGAUACUCUAGAUAUAUCAUUGAAUCAACUUCAUGGCACGAUUCCGAGCUCAAUCUCUCAACUCAAGAAUCUUGAGUAUCUCUAUCUUAAUUCCAAUAGCUUCACUGGUAUAGUUGGGCUAGAAAUCUUUAUGAACCUCAAAAAUCUUGUUUCGCUACACUUGUCACGAAACAAACUAACAGUUCUCACCAAAAACAUCACCAAUAGUACUCUUCCAAAGUUUCACAUGCUAGGACUAGAAACAUGCGACUUAACCGAGUUCCCUGACUUCCUCCGGCUCCUAGACGAAUUGGAGAUGUUGCUCUUAGCCAAAAACAAAAUCCGGGGACCAAUCCCAACAUGGUUGUGGAACACAAGUAAAGAAACACUGGAAGUUGUCGACUUUGGUCACAACUUUCUGACAGGCUUCGAACAAAAUCCAGUUGUCAUUCCUUGGCGAAAUCUCAAAUAUGUGGACCUUAGUUCUAACAAGCUUCAAGGAUCACUCCCAACUCCACCACCAAACACCGGUAUUUAUAAAGCCAAUAAUAACCUACUGACGGGGGAAAUUCCACCAUCAAUAUGCCACAACAAUUCUCUUCACAUGCUUGACUUGUCUGACAACAAUUUGACUGGUACAAUCCCUCCAUGUCUAACUACUUCUUGUGAUGAUCUUCACGUGCUGAAUCUAAGUCGGAACAGUCUUCACGGAAGUCUGCCUUCAACAGUCUCCUUGAAUAGCCAGUUGAUAAUGAUUGAUUUAAGUCAAAAUCAACUGCAAGGCCCAGUACCAAGAUUGUUGGCAAAUUGUCGAAUGCUAGAGAUUCUUGUGCUUGGAAACAACCAAUUUGAGGAUACUUUCCCCUCUUGGUUGGGAGCCAUUCCUGAGCUACAAGUCCUUGUUUUGAGAUCAAACAAAUUCCAUGGUUCCAUUGGCAAUCCCAAAACUGAUGCUAUGUUUCCAAAGCUGCGGAUCCUCGACCUCUCUUCUAAUGGUUUCUCAGGCAAUCUGCCAUCAGAAUACUUUGGGAAUUGGAAAGCAAUGAAAAUGGGUAGUGGGGAGAGGUUGACAUAUAUGCACACAAUUCCAAAGGUAGAUGUCGUAGACCCCGGAAGUCCAAUUACUCCUGAAGAAUCAUUCCACACGUGGUCCUUCAACUAUAGUUACUCAAUAACAAUAGCUAGUAAAGGCACACAAAGGUUAUAUGAGAAGAUCCAAAGUGCAUUUGUAGCCAUAGAUCUGUCAAACAACAAAUUCGGUGGAGAAAUUCCGGCAUCUAUUGGAAGUCUCGUUGGGCUUCAACUGCUUAACGUGUCCAACAACAAUCUAGACGGAGUUAUCCCAUCAUCCUUGGCAAGUCUGACAGAGCUUGAGUCGUUGGACCUAUCUCGAAAUGUGCUCUCAGGAAAGAUCCCUCAGCAACUAACCCAACUCACAUUCCUUGCAGUCCUAGACGUUUCGCAUAACCAUCUCACAGGCCGUAUACCUCAAGGGAGACAAUUCGAUACAUUUGAAAACAGUUCAUAUGAUGGGAAUCCCGGAUUGUGUGGUGUCCCUCUGUCAUCGUUGUGUGAAAAUUCUGGGUCCUCCCCGCCGCCACUACACAGUUCUCAAGGCGAUGAAACUGAGUUUUCAAGUGGUGUUUUCUGGAUGGUCAUAUUGAUGGGGUUCGGAAGUGGGCUAAUAGUUGGGUUGGUUAUUGGGACCACACUGACUCGGAGGUAUCACGAAUGGUUUGUUGAUACAUUUGGAAGGAGGAAGAAAAUUCAGAAGAAGCAGAAAAGAAAUGGGCGAAGGAACUAAGUCUAUAAGCAGUAUGUGCCUGCAAUAUCUAUCCAUAUGUGUGCUAUUAGCUUCCUUGAUAUGAUGUUCAAGUCUUCUAUCAUCGAUAGCUUCUUUUUCUAAUAUCAUCUUGUUUUCCCUGAAA
Messenger RNA from Rhododendron vialii, 3289 nucleotides. RefSeq names its product receptor-like protein 7. The transcript has a single exon. Lineage: Eukaryota; Viridiplantae; Streptophyta; Magnoliopsida; Ericales; Ericaceae. Gene Ontology annotation, molecular function: protein binding. The record is from RefSeq and is a predicted model, not a curated record. The coding region runs from base 142 to 3165 and encodes 1007 amino acids.